CCCCGGGGAACACCGCACCCCAGAGACUCUUCACUUCACUUGGAAACAGUCCCAGGACUCGGACCACGAAGACAGCCGAAGACACUCGCCAAGAGCCGAGUACGCCCGGAGACGUUCCGGACUGGCCGGAAGCGGAACCGAGCCGAGCCGGAAGGCGCUGAGCCCACCUGAAGGUUGCUGAGCACCGACCGGCAGGCGUAGAGCCCAGCACAGUCCACGUCAUGGCGGCGGACCGGACAGGUGUAGCCGGAGGAGGGACUGUCGGCGGCUGUUUGACCAAGGACAGUUUACAGGAUGCUAAGUGCCCGGCGGCAGUCCCCAAUCGGCGGCGCGCUUCCUCGCUGUCUCGUGACGCGCAGCGCCGAGCCUAUCAGUGGUGCCGAGAGUACCUGGGCGGGGCCUGGCGCCGAGCCCGGCCGGAGGAGCUGAGCGUUUGCCCCGUGAGGUCAGAGGUCAACCUCGGGGUCCUCAAGACACUCCCUAUUUCGAUGCUCGGAGGCCUUAGCAACCUGCUCUUCCGAUGCUCGCUACCGAACCACCUGCCCAGUGUGGGCGAGGAGCCCCGCGAGGUGCUGCUACGUCUGUAUGGGGCCAUCCUGCAGGGUGUAGACUCCUUGGUAUUAGAGAGUGUGAUGUUCGCCAUUCUUGCAGAGAGAGCAUUAGGGCCCCAACUCUAUGGAGUGUUUCCAGAGGGCCGCCUGGAACAGUACCUCCCAAGCCGGCCAUUGAAAACUCAAGAGCUGCGGGACCCAGUGUUGUCAGGAGCCAUUGCCACAAAGAUGGCCCGUUUCCACGGUAUGGAGAUGCCCUUCACUAAGGAGCCCCACUGGUUGUUUGGGACCAUGGAGCGGUACCUAAAGCAGAUCCAGGACCUGCCUUCCACUGACCUCCCCCAGAUGAACCUGCUGGAGAUGUACAACCUGAAGGAUGAGAUGGGCAACCUCAGGAAGUUGCUAGAUGCUACUCCGUCACCAGUGGUCUUCUGCCACAAUGACAUCCAGGAAGGGAACAUCUUACUGCUCUCAGAGCCAAAAAGCGACGACAGCCUCAUGUUGGUUGAUUUUGAGUACAGUAGCUACAACUACAGGGGCUUUGACAUUGGGAAUCACUUUUGUGAGUGGGUUUAUGAUUACACCUUUGAGGAAUGGCCUUUCUACAAAGCAAGUCCCACAGACUACCCCACUAGAGGACAGCAGCUCCAUUUUAUUCGACAUUAUCUGGCAGAGGUUCAGAAAGGUCAGAUCCUCCCUGAAGAGGAGCAGAAGAAACUGGAAGAAGAGUUGCUGAUGGAAGUCAGUUGGUAUGCUCUGGCAUCUCAUUUUUUCUGGGGUCUGUGGUCCAUCCUCCAGGCAUCCAUGUCCACCAUAGAGUUUGGCUACUUGGAGUAUGCCCAGUCUCGGUUCCAGUUCUACUUCAAGCAGAAGGGGCAGCUGACUGGUUUCCACUCUUCACCUUGACAAUCCAACUCCACCUCAGAUUUCUCCUGGCGCCUCCAGGGCAGGACCUUGGAGGGAGGGGCAAAGAGCAGGAGACCCCAGAGACUGGGCUGUGCCUCUUAAGUGAAACUGUUGUGGCAAAGCUGACCCCUGUCCCCCUGUUUUGAGUAGUUGCCCAAGGUGGGCAUCUGGGAACCCCUGGGGUUUCGUACCUAAAUAAAUGAACUUCGUCAGAAAUACAAACUGAGG
Molecule: messenger RNA, 1685 nt
Organism: Cricetulus griseus (Chinese hamster)
Lineage: Eukaryota; Metazoa; Chordata; Mammalia; Rodentia; Cricetidae
Source: RefSeq, a predicted model, not a curated record